Closterium sp. Naga37s-1 is the source of this 1089-nucleotide messenger RNA. The record is from the annotation of a GenBank genome assembly. NCBI's taxonomy places the organism in Eukaryota, Viridiplantae, Streptophyta, Zygnematophyceae, Desmidiales, Closteriaceae.
AUGGCCAACGCACUGACCGUCUCCGUGGCCGUCGCGCCCGUGGCUUCCGCCGUUUCUUCCCUCGCCGCAUCGGCACGCUCCCGCGGCGGCCUGUGUGUGCGCCCGUCGCGUCUAGUCGCUGCGAGGCGCCUCCCCGCAUUGAAGAUCUCGGCCAAGUCGCAAGACGAGUUCAUUGAAGACCGCAAGGAGCGCGCGGAGCGCCAGGCGCAGGAUCUGAAAGGGCGCCUGGAGCACGCGCAGGAGCGCGGGGAGAAGGCGAGCGAGGAGUUCCGCAGCGAGGCGCAGCGCGCAGGCGAGCAGGCAUGGGAUCAGGCGGAGCACGCCGCGGAAGGCUUCCAGUCCCAGGCGCAGAGGACGGGGGAGAAGGCGCAGGAGAAAGGGCGCGAGGCGGGGCAGUGGGCGCAGGACACGGGGGAGAGCAUCCUGAGCGCGGGGCAGAGGUCCGCGGAGCAGACGCGGGAGAGGUUCGAGGAGCAGCGCGAGAAGGCUGCCCGCGCAGGGGAUGAUGCGCGCAACAAGGCGUCCGAGGCCGCUGACAGGCUGAAGCAGAACACGCAGGAAAGCUGGGACCAGACCAAGGAAGCUGGGGAGAAGGUUCGUGGCCGCGCUGGGGAGAUCGGGGAGAACCUGCGCGACCAGGCGCGUGAUGCUGCGCGCAGGGGGCAGGAGACGGGGGAGGAAGCGAAGGAGCAGGCGGAGGGGCUGAUGGAUCGCGCCAAGGAGGGCAUCAAGGGCGCGGUGGAGACCGUGCAGGAAGGCCUGCACGAGGGCUUCGAGCGCAUCCGCCACAUGGGCGAGGAAAUCACUGAUAACGUGACUAAAACGAAGGACGCUGCUGGGGAGAGGGUGUCGGGCGCUGUGGAGAGCGUGAAGGGGACUGUGGGCGAUGCGCAGAGCAGGAUCAAUGAGGGGGCGGAGAGGCUGAUGGGUGAGGCGGAGGAGCGUGGCGAGCGCGCUUCGGAUGAGCUGCGCAGCGCGCAGGAUGAUUUGAAGGAGGGGGCGAGGAAGGCAGAGGAGAAGGGGAAGGGAGCUGUGCGCAAGGGGGAGCGCAAGGUGGGGGAGGUCACUGACGACAUCAAGAGGAUGUGA